This is a messenger RNA of Moneuplotes crassus, 943 nucleotides long. Lineage: Eukaryota; Ciliophora; Spirotrichea; Euplotida; Euplotidae. The record is from the annotation of a GenBank genome assembly.
UCACUUGAAAAAUAUUUCAUAAAUUUAAACAGAUAGAUCAACUAUGAAAUCUCUUGACUCAUCUCUGCUAUCAGAAAUCCCUGAAUCCCAGCUAAUUCUCCUCGUAGUAGCCAUUGUUGGGUUCAUUGGCCUGCUAAUAGUCAUAGUCAUCCACCACUUCUAUUCCAAGAAGAAAGAUAUGGACCUAAAAUUAAAACUUCUCAGGAGAUAUUAUAAGAAACGAGAAAAGAGAAGGCAACGAACAAGCCAAUUACUCGCUCUAGCCCAGUUCACCUCCCCUAAGCGGUACUGUGACUCCUUACUUGGCACUCCUCAGAAAGGCUGCUAUAGAGAAUGCGAUAGCCUGUGAUCUUCGACAACAAGGUCCAGGAAAGCCAGUAGACUCUGGGAACUUGAAAAUAGUACUGACCACAGACCCCCUAUACUGAAGAAGUACCAAAGUGAUACUCCUAGCAACAAGGAAGACAGCUGAAUAAGGUUUAGAAAGUACAGAAUUAGAGAUACUGAAUCUGAAGUUUCACCUCAGAAAUUACAGUUCUCAGAUGAUUCCUAUGGCAGCAUUUUGCAUAAAAGGCCCAGGAGAACAAGUUCCAGAGACUCAAUAUCUCAUCGCUAUGCAUACAGAAAGGAAUCUCCCAGAAAGGAUAAAGAUAGUCUCUUAAACAUAUUCUCAUUUGGAGCAUCCAAAGAUGAAAGCGAUCACUAUCAAGAUAAAGACUACCCUCGUCGUCCCAGAGUACUCGACCUCAGAUGUAUUGACAAUAAGGAAAAUGUCAGGCCGUCCAAUAGGUGGAGGCCCAACUACGAUCCAAGCAGGACACAGUACACUCGUCAAUACGAAGUGAAGAACUCAUUUGGAGAUUAUGACCUUUUUGGCCAAAACUCGUUUAAUUAAUUCAAUAGAUCUCAAGUACUCUGGGGUUUUGGGGUUUUGGGGUUUUGG